This is a messenger RNA of Sitodiplosis mosellana (orange wheat blossom midge), 1695 nucleotides long. Its product is annotated as senecionine N-oxygenase-like. Gene Ontology annotation, molecular function: NADP binding; N,N-dimethylaniline monooxygenase activity; flavin adenine dinucleotide binding. NCBI's taxonomy places the organism in Eukaryota, Metazoa, Arthropoda, Insecta, Diptera, Cecidomyiidae. Bases 159 to 1553 code for a protein of 464 amino acids. The record is from RefSeq and is a predicted model, not a curated record. The transcript is spliced from 5 exons.
AUAACAGAAACAGAAUUGUAUAAAUUAGUUUUGAUGCGAAAGGACAGAAUCAGUCAAUUCCGCUCAUUAGUAGAAUUCAGACAGUACGAGGUGUUAAAAAUAUUAUUGACUUCAUAUAUCUUGUUUAUUUAUUGUGUUAAAUCGAAAGUGUUUCGAAAAUGACAAAAUUUUCAAUUUCUCGUCCAAUUUUCAUCAGAGUUCUCAUUUCAUUGUUUGCGAUCAAUCGUGUAAAUACAGCAGCAAUAAAAGCAGAACCGGCGCCGGUUUUGAAUGUGGCUGUUAUUGGAGCUGGAACAUCGGGGCUAGUGAGUGCAAAAUAUGCACUGGCUCAAGGUUACAAUGUGACAGUCUACGAACAGGCUGAACAAUUCGGCGGGAUUUGGUGGUACACAGACAAAACCGGCAAAGAUCAAUAUGGUCAAAAUGUCCAUUCGGCGAUGUACCUAGGACUUAGAACGAAUUUGCCACACCAAGUAAUGGAAUUCAACGAUCAUCCCUAUCCGAAUGGAACCAAAUCGUAUCCACCACAAGCCGAUGUCCUGAAAUACCUUCACUCAUACGCGGAUCGUUUUGGAAUCAAGAAACACAUCAAGCUCAGCCACUUGGUUAUCCGCGUUCUUCCAAUCGAAAAUGACAAAUGGGAAGUGAUCGUGAAGGAUUUGCCAAACGACAAAUUCCAGACACUGAUCUAUGAUGUCGUUUUUGUUGCCAACGGUCACUUUGCUUCGCCACGUUAUCCAAGCAUACCCGGCCUUGAUGAAUUCAAAGGAAAAACACUGCACAGCCAUGAUUAUCGUUCAAAAGAAGAAUUCCAUGAUGAAAAUGUUCUUGUCAUCGGAGCUGGACCUUCUGGUAUGGAUAUUGUUUUUCAACUUUCGAAAGUUGCCACUCGAAUCACAUUCAGUCAGUUUAAGCGGCCAAACGAAACGAAAGAGGAGCGGGAAAAGCGUCAAAGUCUGAUGCCACCAAAAACUACACUUCAAGAUAAUGUCGAACGUUUUACACCAACCGGCGCUGAAUUCAUUGAUGGCACCCACGAAACAUUCUCUUUGGUGAUUUUUGCAACAGGCUACAAUUUCACGUAUCCAUUUUUGAGCGUUGACACUGGCAUCACCGUGGAGGAAAAUACUGUUUUGCCACUGUACAAGCAAGUCUUUAACAUUGAACAUCCCACGAUGAUUUUCAUCGGUGUACCAUUCACCACUUGCACCACUCGACUCUAUGACUUGCAGGUGCGAUUCGCAAUGAAAUUCCUUACGGGUGAAAAACAACUGCCAUCGAAGUCGGACAUGUUGACCGAUAUGCAAAUUCAAUUGCAAAAUCACUGGGGUAAAGGCUAUGGCAAGCGCUACACUCACUAUCUGGGCGUUGAGCAGAAUGAAUAUUUCAAGCAACUAGCUGAAACAGCUGACGUUGAACCGAUUCCAGAAGUUUUGCCCGAUAUGCAUUUCGAUUCGCGCGAAUCUAUGAAAAAGGGCCCAUCAGAGUUCCGUAAAUUCAAAUACAUUAUCAUCGAUGACAAAACGUUCACCAAGGAACGGGAAGAAGAUUAAUUUACGAACAACGCAAGGCUGACGAGAGAAAAAAAAUCCAUGACCCUGGCGAUAUUAAUUCACCUUUUUAGAGGCACUUAUCAAUUAAUAGUAGCAAAAAGUGUUUGUUUUGAAUAUAUUUACUAUCAAAAUUUUUUACUUA